GACUCGAUAGCCGGAAGUCAUCCUGACUGCGGCUGGGUCUCCCAAGGCCGGUCCAGACAGCAGUCUGCUCCAGGUGGCCACCAGGAUGGCAAAUUGUCCUUCGCUGGAGGAGCUGGUGCGACUUCAAGGAGAGCGUGUGCGGGGCCUCAAGCAGCAGAAGGCCAACGCCGAGCAGAUCGAGGAAGAAGUGACAAAACUCCUGAAACUGAAGGCACAGCUGGGCCCUGAUGAAAGCAAACAUAAGUUUGUGCUCAAAACCCCCAAGGGCACAAGAGACUACAGUCCCCGGCAGAUGGCAGUUAGGGAGAAGGUCUUUGAUGUAAUCAUCCGCUGCUUCAAACGCCAUGGUGCAGAAGUGAUCGACACACCUGUGUUUGAACUAAAGGAAACCUUGACUGGAAAGUAUGGAGAAGACUCUAAGCUUAUCUAUGACCUGAAGGACCAGGGUGGGGAGCUGCUGUCCCUGCGUUAUGACCUCACUGUUCCUUUUGCUCGGUAUUUGGCAAUGAAUAAGCUGACCAACAUUAAACGCUACCACAUAGCAAAGGUGUAUCGGCGGGAUAACCCAGCCAUGACCCGUGGCCGGUACCGGGAAUUCUACCAGUGUGAUUUUGACAUUGCUGGGCAAUUUGACCCUAUGAUCCCCGAUGCAGAAUGCUUGAAGAUCAUGUGUGAGAUCCUGAGUUCACUUCAGAUAGGAGACUUCCUGGUCAAGGUCAAUGACCGGCGAAUCCUAGAUGGGAUGUUUGCCAUCUGUGGUGUUCCUGAUAGCAAGUUCCGUACCAUCUGUUCCUCAGUGGACAAGCUGGACAAGGUGUCCUGGGAGGACGUGAAGAGUGAGAUGGUGGCAGAGAAGGGUCUUGCACCUGAGGUGGCCGACCGCAUUGGGGACUACGUCCAGCAACAUGGUGGAGUGUCCCUGGUAGAACAACUGCUCCAAGAUCCUAAACUGUCCCAAAACAAGCAGGCCUUGGAAGGUCUGGAAGAUCUGAAGCUACUAUUUGAGUAUCUAACCUUGUUUGGCAUUGCUGACAAGAUCUCCUUUGACCUAAGCCUUGCUCGAGGUCUGGACUACUAUACUGGGGUAAUCUAUGAAGCCAUGCUGCUACAGACCCCAGCCCAGGCAGGGGAAGAGCCCCUGGGUGUGGGCAGUGUGGCUGCUGGAGGGCGCUAUGAUGGGCUGGUGGGCAUGUUCGAUGCCAAAGGGCGCAAGGUUCCCUGCGUGGGGCUCAGCAUUGGAGUGGAACGAAUCUUCUCUAUUGUGGAGCAGAGACUGGAGGCUUCAGAGGAGAAGGUGCGGACCACAGAGACACAGGUGCUUGUGGCAUCUGCACAGAAGAAGCUACUAGAAGAGAGACUGAAGCUUGUCUCAGAGCUAUGGGAUGCUGGUGUCAAGGCCGAGCUGCUCUACAAAAAGAACCCAAAGUUACUGAACCAGCUGCAGUACUGUGAGGAAGCAGGCAUCCCACUGGUGGCCAUAAUUGGUGAGCAGGAGCUCAAGGACGGGGUCAUCAAGCUGCGUUCAGUGGCCAGCAGGGAAGAGGUGGAUGUCCGGAGAGAAGACCUUGUGGAGGAAAUUAGAAGAAGAACAAGCCAGCCUCUCUGCAUCUGCUGAGCCAAGCAAACUGUCAGAGGAAGGUGGGACUGAUACUAUUUGAGGCUAAAACUGCAUUUGUGCUUAAACAGUUUUGCACACUUUUGUUCCAGCAAGAAGACCUGAAGAGUGGUCAGAACAAAGACUUUUUUAUUUUUAUUAUGAUUGGCAGAUGACUAGGUACUACACAACUUUCUGCAGAACGCCAUGGGUAAUUAGGCCAGUCCGCCUCCUGAACUACGUGGACAGGCCUAACAUCGUCUCAUCCCCAGAGCCCCAUUCCAACAGAACAGAUGCCCUCCUACCAUACAUUUCGCCAAAGAUCCAAUAAAAUGCCUCAACCUUUGAA
Messenger RNA from Chinchilla lanigera (long-tailed chinchilla), 1943 nucleotides. RefSeq names its product histidyl-tRNA synthetase (gene Hars1). Gene Ontology annotation, molecular function: histidine-tRNA ligase activity; identical protein binding; ATP binding. The coding region runs from base 86 to 1615 and encodes 509 amino acids. The record is from RefSeq and is a predicted model, not a curated record. Gene Ontology annotation, biological process: mitochondrial translation; histidyl-tRNA aminoacylation. Gene Ontology annotation, cellular component: mitochondrion; cytoplasm. Lineage: Eukaryota; Metazoa; Chordata; Mammalia; Rodentia; Chinchillidae. The transcript has 13 exons.